This is a messenger RNA of Choloepus didactylus (southern two-toed sloth), 817 nucleotides long. RefSeq names its product transmembrane protein 208 (gene TMEM208). Gene Ontology annotation, cellular component: intracellular membrane-bounded organelle. Gene Ontology annotation, biological process: vacuolar protein processing. NCBI's taxonomy places the organism in Eukaryota, Metazoa, Chordata, Mammalia, Pilosa, Megalonychidae. The record is from RefSeq and is a predicted model, not a curated record. The transcript is spliced from 6 exons. Bases 101 to 802 code for a protein of 233 amino acids.
UGGUACGCACCGGAAGCACUACGUCGCCGAUGUGUUUCCUACUGGUUGCGGUUUCGGUACCUCUACCUUGUUCCCCUGGCUGGGUAGUUUACGUCGCACCAUGGCGCCCAAGGGCAAAGUGGGGACAAGAGGAAAGAAGCAGAUAUUUGAAGAGAACAGAGAGACCCUGAAAUUCUACCUGCGGAUCAUAUUGGGGGCCAAUGCCAUUUACUGCCUUGUCACCUUGGUCUUUUUCUACUCAUCUGCUUCUUUUUGGGCCUGGAUGGCCCUGGGCUUUAGUUUGGCAGUAUAUGGAGCCAGCUACCAUUCCAUGAGCUCGAUGGCACGUGCAUCCUUCUCUGAGGAUGGGGCCCUGAUGGAUGGUGGCAUGGACCUCAACAUGGAGCAGGGCAUGGCAGAGCACCUUAAGGAUGUGAUCCUAUUGACAGCUAUCGUGCAGGUGCUCAGCUGCUUCUCCCUCUACAUCUGGUCUUUCUGGCUUCUGGUCACCUUCUCUCUCCUAGGCUCCGGGCCGGGCCCUUUACCUCCUGUGGGUGAAUGUGCUAGGUCCCUGGUUCACAGCAGACAGUGCUGCCCCAGCACCAGAGCACAACGAGAAACGGCAGCGCCGACAGGAGCGGCGGCAGAUGAAGCGGUUAUAGCUACUGGCAUUGUGGCCAUAGGCUGCUCAGUCCUGGGCGGCUCUUUCAGACUGCAUAGCCCCCAUGCCAGGAGCAGUGAAGGCCUAGUCCCAGGGCCAAAAGCAGUCAGAGGUAUAGGAUUUUUGAAUAAACGGCUUAGAAUGUGGCUAAUGCCUGUGUGAGUGAGCCAGUCCUUU